GGAUGUGGCUUGCCUCGCUAAGAAAGGUCGUCUGUCAAGUUUCAGAAACCUUCCUGGUCUAAUGGUCCUAAAGACAGAGGACAAGCAUUGCUCUGAUAAGGACCCAGGAAGGCUUCCCCUUGCUAAGCAUCCUCCUCCAGCAUCCUCCUCCAACAUCCUCCUCCAGCAUCCGUCUCCAGCAUCCACCUCCAGCAUCCGUCUCCAGCAUCCACCUCCAGCAUCCGCCUCCAGCACCCUCCUUCAGCAUCUUCCUCCAGCAUCCACCUCCAGCAUCCUCCUCCAGCAUCCGCCUCCAACAUCAGCCUCCAGCAUCUGCCUCCAGCAUCCGCCUUCAGCAUCCACCUCCAGCAUCCUCCUUUUUUAAUGCUGGCUCCCUGAAAAGUGCUCAGGCCAUCGUCAAGUGAAUAGUCAGGGACAGGAUCUCACCUCAUUCUUCCACCCAAUGGGCAGUGGGCACUCACCCACCUGAGACAGGCACAUCUGAGUCCUCUAACUGUGGCUCACUCCCAGCAUCUCCUGCCCGUGGCCAGAACUGUGAUUCUGUU
Microtus oregoni (creeping vole) is the source of this 545-nucleotide messenger RNA. RefSeq names its product protocadherin-11 X-linked-like. The record is from RefSeq and is a predicted model, not a curated record. Bases 62 to 364 code for a protein of 100 amino acids. The transcript is spliced from 4 exons. Lineage: Eukaryota; Metazoa; Chordata; Mammalia; Rodentia; Cricetidae.